Messenger RNA from Notothenia coriiceps (black rockcod), 4756 nucleotides. It is a transcript of the gene bin1a, whose product is annotated as bridging integrator 1a. The transcript is spliced from 19 exons. Bases 238 to 2103 code for a protein of 621 amino acids. Gene Ontology annotation, molecular function: tau protein binding; phospholipid binding. Gene Ontology annotation, cellular component: synaptic vesicle; cytoplasm; plasma membrane. NCBI's taxonomy places the organism in Eukaryota, Metazoa, Chordata, Actinopteri, Perciformes, Nototheniidae. The record is from RefSeq and is a predicted model, not a curated record.
UCCUCUUCUGUCACGGACGCGCACACAGCAGCUCAACAUUUGAGAAUACAGCUUAGCUUUCUGCAUCCACAUCCUCCUAGAGAUACAAUCAUAACAUCCCAUAAUUACAUUUAUCACCAAAUAUUUCUCCACUGGACAUUGAUGAAUUUGCCUCAACGGUCGCCGUAGCGGUCCAUCCGAUCGUUAUUGCUCUUAUUUCCUUCCUUCCCGCAUCCAAAGAAAGAUCUACGCUAUAAGAUGGCUGAGUUGAAUUUGGGGAAGGGGCUGACCGCAGGGAAAGUGGCCAGCAACGUUCAGAAAAAACUGACGAGAGCCCAAGAAAAGGUUCUUCAGAAGCUUGGCAAAGCUGAUGAGACCAAAGAUAUUGCUUUUGAGGAAGAAGUGAUCAACUUCAACAAACAAUAUACUGAAGGCAGCAAACUGCAAAGGGACCUAAGGGCAUACCUGGAAGCAGUAAAAGCCAUGCACGAGUCCUCCAAAAACGUGCAGGGGUGUUUGGCUGACAUGUAUGAGCCGGAGUGGUACGGCAAGAAGGAGGUGGAUUCCAUUGCGGAGGACUGCGAUGUGCUGUGGACUGACUACCAUCAGAAGUUGGUCGAUCAUGCCCUCAUCUCCAUGGAUACCUACCUGGGCCAGUUCCCUGAUAUCAAGUCACGUAUAGCUAAGAGGGACAGGAAGCUGGUGGAUUACGACAGUGCCAGGCACAACUAUGCUACCACACACAAGACCAAGAAAAAGGACGGGGGCAUUAAAAUCACCAAGCCGUCGUCCUUGUUGGAGAGGGCCACUCCAGGUUGGGCUCAGGGUAUCUUGUCUGCACACAAUGUUGCCCAGAGCAGUCUGUCCAGGAGCCAGGCUGAAGAAGAGUUGGAUAGAGCCCAGAAGGUGUUUGAGGAGAUUAAUAUUGACUUGCAAGAGGAAUUACCUUCACUCUGGAACAGUCGUGUCGGGUUUUAUGUCAGCACCUUUCAGAGUUUGUCUGGUUUUGAGGAGAAGUUUCACAAGGAAAUCGGCCGGUUGGAUCAGGAUUUGUAUGACGUCUUGGAUACUUUGGAGGAUAGAGGCACAGAGGCAGCAAGCAGAAAGACAGAAUCCCGCGGCGCCUCAUCGUCAGGAACAAAUAGGAGUGCGAGUGGGAAAGAAGCAGCUAACCACAGUCUCAGGCCUGGAGGACCACCGCCAAUCCCCAAAUCCCCAUCCAAGCUGAGGCCUGCAAUGCCUCCUCCCCCCAAGGUGACCCCCUGUAAGGAGUUGAAAACAGAGAACAUCAUCAGCAUGUUUGAUGCUGCAGCGGCUCCUGAUAUCAGCGUCACCUCCCCUACAGAGCCUGCAAACUGGGACUCAUGGCAUGAGGAGAGUGAUGCCCAGGAAGAAUACGUCGAGCCGCACUUUGACCCAGUCAUUGCUGCUGUAAAUGCCUGGGGGGAUGAUGGCGCGCAGCCUGUCCGGUAUGACCCCAUAGCAGCUGCCCAAGACGGCUGGGGGGACGACGGAACAGUUCCAGUUCGCAUUGACCCCGUGGCUCCGGUUGAGGAGGUAGGGGGGGAUGAGGCUAAUAACUAUCCUGAGGCUGAAGCCCAGGAGGACUGGGGCGACGACGGUGGCCCCACAGAGGAGGUGGCCCCCCCGGUGGAGGUGACCCCUCUGGAGGAGGUGGCCCCCCCGGAGGAGGUGGCACCCCCGCAAACACCGGCAGCUGAGUCUCCCAUUGACGCGGCUGAGGAAGAAGCCACACCUGCUGCUGCUGCAGUGGAUGAUGAAGAGGGUCAGGGUGAAUCUGCAGCAGCUGCUGCAGCACCAGAGGAGGAAGCCCCGGCAGAGGGGACGCCUGAAGUAGCGGCACCAUCAACAGAAGUUGCAUCAGAGCCCAAAGACAUUCCACCUGGCUUUUUGUUCAAGCUCCUGGUGAUGCAUGAUUAUGCUGCCAAUGACACAGACGAACUGGAGAUGAAGACUGGUGAUGUGGUGUUGGUCAUCUCCUUUGAAAACCCUGAUGAACAGGAUGAUGGGUGGCUGAUGGGAAUGAAGGAGGACGACUGGAAGCAGAACAAAGAAAAUGCCGCUAAAGGAGUAUUCCCUGAGAACUUCACCCAGAGGCUGUGAAGAAGGAGGACAGGACGUCAUUCCAGCUUCCUUUUCAUAUCUGUCUUUCUCUUGCCUCAAUCUUUCUUAUCCUUUCUUGCCCCGAUAUUACCUUUCCUAGGACUUUGGCCAUAGAAGCAGAGCUGUCACAGCCCUGGCUGAAAUCGUGCAUUUCUAAGGUCUGCUACACUGUGCUAAAAGUGGACCUUGGCAUUUCUGUGGAUUUCUGCCAAAAUGACAGUUACAGAAGUGGCCAUUUCACUGGUUCCCCUCUUUGUUGUCUUGCUUUUGCUACACCACACCGGCGGAAUUGAUUCGAGAAUCCCGAUCACGCAAGAUAGAUGCAGGGAUUGUUGCCUCUGCAAUGGCUACUGCUGCAAUUGCCUCAUGUCGUUUUAUUCUUAGUCAUGUCUCAUCAUUAACUUUCCAAGACCUGUUUCACCGACACAACAGAGAAAAUGUCUUUUGAGCGGUGCUUUUGUUCAUCUGAUACUGAGAGAACAGUGUAAAAUUAUGAAGUCAACGCCAAGUGUAGCAAAGUAUCCCUUAGAGUGAAACAUGUAGUUAUUGUAGUUGUAAGCCAGGCUGACAGAAAGUUGAGCUGAGUCCUGCUUAGAAACGUUCCCCAAGGAGAGUUGAAAAGUAAACACAUAUCCUAGCUGGCAAUUUCCCCUAAAUUGUUCUAAGUGACAACAUUUGCAAUCUCAUCAACAGCAGGGACUGAAUUUAGCCGCUCAUUAAUGAGAGUGGGUUGUUGAAACACAUUUCUAUUUUUGGCAAUGGCCUGUUUUAGCCACAUGUGUAGCCAUCAAUUGUCGUUUAUUUCUCUUACACAUGUCCAUGUGCUACAUGCAGCAGGCUGGUAAACAUCUCAGAUGCCAGUCUUUCUUGUUUAAUGAUCCACAAUCCCUCUAAUUAGUCCUGGGGCUCUGCUGCUGUCACAAUGCCUGUUGGACACAUUCAGCCCUUGUUUUAUUCCUAAUUUAAUUAUCUACCCGUGAAACAUUAGAACAUGGGCCCCUUGUUGUUGUCUUGGUUUAGAUCGAAUAGUGAUAGAUUAUAAACCUGUUGUUAAAAUCCAAACCAAUGCAUUUAACUGGCAUCAAUCUACUUAAAGACAGCAGGAAUUCAAUUUAAAAUGCUUUACAAUUCCAACAAAAAUACUUUUUACAGAGCCCUAUAGAGUAGAAAAAAAACAACUGGUUCCAUCUUUGACAGUCAUGUUUUUUCAAUCCUUGUUGCUUGAACUUGUGUGAAGUUGUGUUGAGUGGGCAUGUAAACAAAUAUUUUCAAGGAUUUUUUUUCACAAGGGAUUCCAAAUAUGCAUUAGCCUGGCUCGCUUAAAAGCUGGACAAAAAAACGACAAGAAAAAGACGCUGCUACUGGUAGUAUAAUAGUAAGGCAGAUAUGGUCCACCUUAAAGCUAAUCAAAUAUAUAUAAACUGAGCCAGCCUCAUUUGAAAAAUGUGCCGAAAACAAAUCCUUCCAUUUGCAUUGAGACACCCUAACUCAAAUGCAGAUGAUUCAGAAUAUGCACCAGAGCAACUUCUUUUAUUUUUGUAUGCUGCCAAGCAAUGAUUACAUAUAGCCUAAUAUAUAUGUCAACAUAAUUGCCAACUUACUGUAGGAUGUUAUGGAGUGUUUUGUACUUCUGUCAGGUUUACUGCUCUCAACAUUGCCGCUUACUGUAGGUCAUCGAAACAAUCUCACAUGCAUCCAGUCACUGACUCAGAAGAGAUGCUCAUGAUGUUGUUAAUAAGUGUGCGAGAAAAUGGUUGUGUGCGGUUGUAUGUGUGUGUUUACGGGUUGUUUGAAAACAUCAAUUCUUUAUCUAUAGGCUAUUGUUAUUGAACAAUAUCACCACCACCUACCAGGGAAUGAGGUAGUUCGUUUUGCUGGAAGUUUUGGACCAACCCAAACGUAUUUGGGUCUUUUUCCAAUGGCUGGUAUUAUGGUUCCAGGUGUUAUUGUGCAUUUGUUGUGUAUAAGUGUAAUUUUGCCAAGCUGUGAUGACAGAUACAUAUUCUAUAAAAACAUUCAUAUCUGUAUGUGAGUUACUGUGAGCAUGCUGAAUUCCCAUGUGUUGUUGUGUGAACACCCUUAAUUUAAGACGAUGAUACUUUGGUCACUUUUGAGGCAGCUGAAACAGGCAAUUUCUUCAUUUUGUAUUAUUUAUUUUGCUAUUCUAAAUAGAGUGAGGCUGGGUGGUUAUAUAUAAUGUGUGUUUUUCCACCGUUCCCUCUCAAAUCAGUCCUGAUUAUAAUUGCCUGUGAUCCAUCAGCCUUGCCUCAAAAUGUCUCCAGGGUAUCGUGGUCCAAACAGACCUAAACAUGAUUACAUGGAGACAGGACACAGAGAACAUCUACAAACCACCAGACUCAGAUGGACACAUUUUUGUAAUGGUUUUCAGUAUUUAAACAACUUAAGAUGUGCAUGAUUUUUUCAUAUGUAUUUGAAGAAGCCUCACAUGUGAGAACAUCACCUGCACAUUUAGGUUAACCACUUUCAUAUUUUUUAUUUUUAAACAUAUGUAAUUUGGUGAGCGUUUCAUCUGGGUCUGGUUCUCUAUUGUCUGUAUGGAUAAUGAAGUGUCCUGUGAUGAGAUAUGGGAUAUGACAAAAAGGUUUUUCCUGUACCUAACUGACCAAUAAUAAUAAAGAUUAAAUAGAAUCUA